AUGCUUCAUUGGAAUAUCCAAAGGCUAUUGAGCGCAUCGCUCCUGGUGCUGAGCGCCUUAACAUUGGGUAGCUCACAAGGAAAUCAACCAACAGUCACGUACACUGCAUCACGCGGCGGAAGUGUGAAGUGCCUCAGCGAGGUCAACGCUGCACGCGAGGCAGCUGGGUUGCCCAGCUUCGGAGAGGCCUCAGGGGACGAACAAUUGAGUGACCCAGGCGAUUCAGAGCUAGACGAAGGCACCGAAUGGAGAAAACUCUGUGAAUAUUUGAUUCCAACGCAAACAGAACCUGCAGAGGCGGCAAGAGUAGCGAAACCAUUUGAGCAAGGAACAUAUGCGUUCAAGUCCCUAACCGCCGAGGAGACUAACUGCAAGGAGACAGUUGAUUACUGGAAGUCAGCCUUCAAAAAUUUCUCCGGACUGCCGCCAUCAAAGAGUCAAGCUGGAGAGCUCUACAACAGCCAAGACAACGUUUCUUUUGUAGCAUUGUACAACCCGUCAUCCGAUGCCACUGCAGACUGCCAAGUUAUUACUUGCACUAAAACCACUACCACUGGAGGGUCGGAGCAACGAAGUGAUCCACAGAGGAGCAAUGAAUAUGGCUACGCGCUGAUUUGCAAGACGAUGCCUACGGCUUUUACAAGCAAUGAUUCUGUUCCAUUUACGCAGGACCAGUGGGACAGGAUCAUAUCUUCGCUCACGGGGUCAGCUUCAGUCGCCAUCCCAGGUUUUGGUGUAUUUUUAAUCACAGUGUUUAGUCUGAUGGCGCUUUGA
Molecule: messenger RNA, 774 nt
Organism: Eimeria necatrix
Lineage: Eukaryota; Apicomplexa; Conoidasida; Eucoccidiorida; Eimeriidae
Product: SAG family member
Exons: 4
Coding region: 1-774 (257 amino acids)
Source: RefSeq, a predicted model, not a curated record